AUCUCGCAGCCUGGUUGACAGAGCCAAAACGGGAGUGUCCUGUUCUAAUUCUAACCCCAGCGGAGCCCGGCUUGGCUGGCCCCAGCGGGCAGGGGCACAGCCUUCCUGUCGCGCCCGUAAAAACUCGGUUUCCCGGGGUGCCGGACGCAACUACGCAAUAACCCUCCCCUCUCCGCAAGGUCUGAUACGAAAAAGGCGACUUGUUCAAUCGAACCAAGCAAACUAUCUCGCCUCCGCCGCCGGCGAGUCCCCUCCUCUCCGGCCGCCGCCGCCGCCGCCGCGGGAGUGGAGAUGAUGGGAUUCCUGGAAGGGCUACGCCUCGACACGCUGCUGAAGCGCGUCUGCAAGUCGCUGCUGAAAAAGCGGCUCGGGGAUCUGAUCCUCGGCGACCUCGACCUCGACCAGUUCGACAUCCAACUCGGCCGCGGCAGGGUGCAGCUCAACGACCUAGCCCUAAACGCCGAGUUCAUAAACCGGAAGUUGUCAGGAUCUCCUAUUAUGCUGAAAGAAGGAUCGAUAAAAUCCUUGAUAGUUAGAUUCACUGGUAGUUGUGAGAUUGUUGUGGAAGAUUUGGAGCUUGUGCUUGCUCCAUCUGUUGCAAGUGAAGUUGCUGAUGUACAUACUGAAUGCUCUGUCUCUGGUAGUCCUAGUGACACACACACAUCAGUCAUGACCGAAAGAUAUGAAUCUGAUAGUAAUCAGUGUUCUACUUCUGUAUCUCGAGAUGUGGAUGAAGGUGUCAAGAGAAUCGCCAAUGCCGUCAAAUGGUUUCUAACAAGUUUUAAUAUCAAGUUAAAGAAUGUAUAUGUUGUAUUUGAUCCUCAAACCAGUUUGGAUAGUAUGCUCCCAGAAAAUAAUCGAUCUCUGGUUUUGCGAAUUAAAGAGUUGGAAUUUGGAACCCAACUUGGUCUGUUUAAACUGAACAACUUUUUAACUUUCCAUGAGGCGGUCAUUGAGAUUUUGAAGAUGGAUGAUGUCGAUGCACUGCUUCAAAAUGAUCCAUUUAGAGGAAUAGCUGACAUUUCAUCACGUCAUAGUAUUACUUCAGUCUUGGCAGGCCCCAUUGGUGGAUUCUCAGGGAAACUCAACUUAAGCAUACCAUGGAAUAAGGGGUGCUUGAACUUUGAGAAAAUUGACGCAGAUGUAUCUGUUGAUUCAUUGGAAUUACGGUUACAAAUCAGCAGUACCCGGUGGAUCAUGAAUGUAUGGGAUUCUCUCCAAAGGAAGAAAGUAGACGAACAGAGUUGUGCACAUAAUGCUGCAGAUAUCUCUAUAAGCUCUUCCAGGUCUGCCUUUUGUUCACCCGCGUCAAGCACAUUGAAAUCAAGUUCAGAUUCUGUGAUAGCCAACAGUGAAUGCUUGGUGCAUAGCACAUUUUCUCAAAGCAGGCAAGGUAAAAUUCAGGAAUCUUUCCUUACAAGGGCACAUGUAAUAACAGAUUGGAUGGAGCCUGCUGCCCGUGCGGAUCAAGGCGAUCCUGAUUCAGAUUGUGAUGAAAGCAUUGAUCAAUUCUUUGAAUGUUUUGAGGAAUUGAGGAACUCUCAGUCUAGUUUAGGGAACAGUGGUAUAUGGGACUGGACUUGUUCAGUAUUCAAUGCCAUAAGUUUUGCAUCAACUUUAGCAUCUGGAUCUGAUCAAGUUCCUAAAGAACCAGUGAUCGAGAAGACCCUACGAGCCUCCAUUACUGAGGUAUCUGUUCUUCUUUUGUUCAGUGAUGACAUGGAUGUCAACAGUUCCAGUGUUCCUAUCAGUGAAUUGGAUGAUAUGAGAAAUUCUCAAAUGUUUUCGAGCUGCCUUUCAUCUGAGCAGUUUGAGAAAUCAGUUAUAUCUCCUGCUACUGCUUCCAGCUUAAAUAUGCAUCAUCUCGAAGCCAAAUGUCAGAAUAUUCAUCUUGACCUACAGACAUAUCCAAAAAAUUUAAGGUUCAAGGCAUCAGUUGCCCAAAUGAAGCUUAAUGAAUACUACCGUGCUGGAAACGAUAGUUCAGAUGAUUCAUACCUUGGUUACCACUUCUUGAAUAAUAAAUUGCGGCAAGGAGUUCAAGCUUCCCUCCCUCAGUGCCUGUUUGCUGCUGGAGAUCAUUUAGUGGAAACCUAUGAACUUUGUAGCAACAGUUCAAGUGAACUGACUAAAGUUGAAUUGUUGAAAACUUUUGGCGAGUGCACAUUCCAUUAUGAUGUCAAUACCAAAGAUCAAGAUGGCAAAUUAGUAAGCUCAACUUCUAUGUCGAUCUGUUUGGCUCCUUUGGUUUUAUGGGUGCACUUCCAUACACUGUACAUGAUGUUGAGUUUUAUUAAUAAAGUUGAGUCUGAUUUGUCACACGAAGAGCAUAGAGCUCAUAUGCAUGGUGAUGAUAAAGGAAGCAGAUUGACUACCAGCACAAAUGUGUCCUCAGGUGGAAGUCUAAAGAUUCAUAUAUCCCUGUCACCUGCAAGAAUCAUCCUUUGCUUUCCAACUGAGUUUUCGUGGGAUUUAAGGCACCCAUCCAUCCUUGAUAAGUUCCUGGUGAUUGACCACACUUCAUGUCUGAACAUGGCAGAAACUGCAUCUCAUCCACAAAAUGAAAUUCAUAAUGAGUUUCAUCUUGGCAAGCUAUGUACCUCAAUCCAUUUGGCUACAGGGAACUUUGACAUUUAUUUGGUUAAACCUGCCAAUGAUGUAUUGGAUGGUAGAGUCUGUUCUUCAAAUAGGAAAACUUUCUCUACAAUGAAGAUUUUUUCUGUUACUGGAACCAGUUAUAAUGACUCUGGCAUCACACUUAUCAGGAGAAAGUAUCCUGUAAUUAGCCCUGAGAUGGUGAGCAAAGCAUGGAGUUUGGCAAAGCUGCAUGAUCAAUUGGUUACUAAAAAACAGAACAGCAAAUGGGCUGGCAUUUCCCCUUCUAUAACACAAGAUCUUGAGGAGACAGGAUCUAGCAUGCGCCAGGAGCUCCUUAAGAGCAGUGAGCUCUUAUUUCAUGUUCAACUUUCUUGUGUCUCAGUACAACUUAGUAAAAAGGAUUGCGAGCUAUUAACUAAGUUGAUAGAUCAUAUCCUUGAUGGGAUAUCAAAUGAAGAAACAAGCACAUCUGGAAAUUGCAAGGACAAAUCUGUUCCAACCAAUGAUAUUUGCAUUCAAACAUCUGUCAUCUUUGAGUGCAGCACCUUGGAAAUUUGCACUGAAUUGGAUGAAACAGUGGAAGUUAGUCCUUUGUUACAGGCAGAACUAGAAGGAUCCUGGAAUUCUCUAAAGUUGAAAGUUUCAAAUUUUUCUCUUUUCUCCUUUUCGAAUGUUGGUGGGUUCAACAGUGCCAGUUUUCUUUGGGUGAAUCAUGGUGAAGGGGAGCUUUGGGGUUCUGUUGGUGUUAAGGAUGAUGAAGCCCCAGGAGAAAGCAAAGAUUUUCUUAUAGUGGUUUGCAAGGACUCCGCCUGCAGGCGUGGUGACGGUGAAGGUACUAAUGUGUUGUCUAUUGGCACUGCUGGCUGUUCUGUGACCCACAUCAGGAACCCAAAGCUAAAAGAGAACUACACUUCUGUUGGUGUUCGUUCUGGUACAAUUGUGGCACCUGGAGGCCGUAUGGAUUGGAUCAAUGCGAUAUGCCUGCUGUUCAGUUCAGGUUCAGAUGGAACUGGAAAGUCAGAUGAUAGUAGCACAGUAAAUAGUUCUCAUUCUGGUGAAUUCUAUCUAUCAUCUUUCUUUCUUGAGCUGGCUGAUGUUGCUGUUAGCUAUGAACCUCACUUCAAAUAUUUCACUCUUGAUGCUGAAGCAGCAGACUGCAAGUUCUUCUCAUGCCUUUUAGCUGCAUCAUCAUUUAAACUUCAUAAUAAAUCAGCAUCAGCCUCUGCAGCUACUGUUUUUGAUAUCCAGUUACGUGAUCUUGGGGUUCUUCUUUCGGAAUCAUCUGGCUCAAAAAAUAUCACUUGUGGUUAUGGUGUAGAUUACCUUCGUCAAGCAGGAUAUGCUAAGGUUGCCCAAAACACAUUAAUUGAAGCUUCUCUAAGAAUCGAUUCAUCGUUUUGGAAACUUGAAAUAUUGGAUUCCCAAUUUGAUAUUGGUACUUGUCAUGAUACAACUUAUGGUCUGAUUCAUUUGGGCUCCCAACUCCAGCAGAUAUAUGGUCCAGAUAUGCGGGAUGCUCUAGAUCAUCUACAAUCUAGGUGGAAUAGUGUCCAACAAGCAAACAAGCAAAAUAUAGCUGCUGAUGCAUCAGACAAAUCUGAGAUCAGUUUGGAGAUUUUGACAGAUUCUGGAGAUUACCAGUCAGAUGGGCUGCUUGAUGAUAUCAUUGAUAAUGCUUUUUACACAGAGGACUACAUGGCCAACAAUUUUUGCGAGAGCAAUUGCUGUGAGACGGAUGAUGGGUUUGAAUUGAAUACUCAAAUACCACAGAGACAAAACUCCUGUGCAGAUCAAAUCAUUGACUCGUAUUAUAUGCCUGAACUUCAUCAAUUGUCAUCAUAUGAAGAGCAAUGUACAUCUGGUGGGGAUGCUCUUAGAACCCUGGAGAAUGAAGAUGGGGGAUGGUAUAACAAUGUUCCCUUAACAAUAGUUGAGAACCAUGUUUCGAAAAAGAAAAGCAAACAAGGAGAACAAAUACUUCAACAAGAAGUGAAGGCAUCUUUUUGUGUCCCGGAUACUGAUGAAUCUUGUAAUCUUAAAGGAAAGGUUCUUAUUCAUGAUAUAGAUGUCAAGUGGCGGAUGUAUGCUGGAGGUGACUGGUUACCUCAGAAAGAUUCAACUAGCCUCACAUGCACAGAGGGCAGAGAUAGGAGCUCUUCUUUGGAGUUUACCCUGACAGGGCUCAGUAUCCAACUUGACAUGUAUCCAGAUGGGGAUAUUUCUAUAUCUAAGCUAUCCGUUGCUGCUCAGGACUUGAGUCUUUGUGAUCAAAGUAUCCAUGCUCCCUGGAAACUGGUUCUUGGAUGUUACGACUCAAAGGAUUACCCAAGAGAAUCUUGCUCCAGUAUAUUCAGGUUUGAACUGGAGUCUGUAAGGCCCGAACCACAUGCUCCUUUGGAAGACUACAGGCUUCAUCUCGAGAUUUUACCUCUGCAGCUGCAUCUUGAUCAAGGGCAACUUAACUUCCUAAUCAAUUUCUUCCAGAAUGAUUCAUGUAACAAUGACCCUCAUUUGCAUUGCGAAAAAGAGAUUGUUGAUGUGAAAAGCACGAGCUAUGGAAGCAAUACAGUUGUGGAUGAGGCAUUACUUCCUUUCUUUCAGAAAUUUGAUGUAAAGCCGCUUGUUCUGCACAUUAAUUAUAUACCUCGGCAGUUUGAUCCCAUUGCACUAGGCAAAGGAAAUUAUGCAGAACUUCUCAACAUUCUUCCGUGGAAGGGAAUUGAUUUGAAGCUCAAGCAUGUUUCAGCAAUGGGUGUUUACGGAUGGAACAGCAUAUGUGAUACAGUAGCUGCAGAAUGGUUGGAGGACGUUUCUAAAAACCAGGUUCACAAAUUGUUAAAAGGGCUUCCUCCAAUAAGAUCACUAGUUGCUGUCAGUUCAGGGACUAAGAAGUUGGUAUCUUUGCCCAUCAAAAGCUACAAGAAAGACCGGAAGUUGCUCAAGGGAAUGCAAAGAGGUGCAGUUGCUUUUAUAAGGAGUGUUUCCAUUGAAGCAGUAGGGCUUGGUGUCCAUUUGGCUGCGGGAGCUCAUGAUAUGCUUGUGAAGACAGAGCGUGCUCUUACAGCUGUUCCACCAUCUUUAGCCUCAUGUGAAGCAAAACGAACAAAACACAACAUAAGAGCUAACCAGCCUGAAAGUGCACAACAAGGGAUAAAACAGGCCUAUGAAAGUUUAACUGAUGGAUUUGGAAGGACUGCCUCUGCUUUGAUCGCCAAUCCUAUUAAAGUUUAUAACCGGGCUGGUCCUGGAUCAGCCCUGGCUACUGCAAUUUGUGGAGCACCAGCUGCUGCAGUAGCUCCAGUAUCGGCAUCUGCGCGUGCUGUCCAUUGUGCACUUGUUGGGCUUAGGAACAGUCUUGAUCCUGAGCACAAGAAAGAAUCCAUGUACAAAUACAAUGGACCUUCGCAAUUGUAGACUUCAUUCAGAAGAAGAGGUGCCCCUUCAUUCUUUUGCACGCCUUACGUCAUCUCUAUCUUGGACGAACUGGUUGGGGAGCACCUGUGCUGCAGUCUCGUCCAGUGGUGAGAGGCAAACUGUACAGUGUGUACAGAUCGUUGGACAGAUUAGAUGUGCCGUCAAACCCUUCCACACCUUGUAAUUUAAACACAGGAGGGUCGUAAUUACCUCUCGCCGUUUCAAUUGCCUAGGCUGGUGGAAGUUUUGUAACACCCCUUUUCGGUAGCUGGGGAAGGACCUGGGGCCGGCAUGACUGGCCCCACUACUGUACAUAUAUGGUUGCCCUGUGAGUUGAGUGCAUGUAAAUAUCUCUUUUGCUUCGGUUGUUACUUUUGAGUGUGCCUGGUAGGUUGCCAAACCGCUGACAAUAAGUUCUCACUUUUGCAAGUGUAAAUAUUACCAUCAGUUUUACACUAAGUGCAUGUAAAUAUCAGAUCUUAAGGAUCUGCUUUGUUGCGUC
Messenger RNA from Panicum virgatum (switchgrass), 6514 nucleotides. Its product is annotated as autophagy-related protein 2-like. The record is from RefSeq and is a predicted model, not a curated record. The coding region runs from base 292 to 6012 and encodes 1906 amino acids. Lineage: Eukaryota; Viridiplantae; Streptophyta; Magnoliopsida; Poales; Poaceae. Gene Ontology annotation, cellular component: extrinsic component of membrane; phagophore assembly site. The transcript has 14 exons. Gene Ontology annotation, molecular function: phosphatidylinositol-3-phosphate binding. Gene Ontology annotation, biological process: piecemeal microautophagy of the nucleus; autophagy of mitochondrion; autophagosome assembly.